Molecule: messenger RNA, 2429 nt
Organism: Etheostoma cragini (Arkansas darter)
Lineage: Eukaryota; Metazoa; Chordata; Actinopteri; Perciformes; Percidae
Gene: herpud2
Product: HERPUD family member 2
Exons: 9
Coding region: 490-1746 (418 amino acids)
Biological process (GO): endoplasmic reticulum unfolded protein response
Molecular function (GO): protein binding
Source: RefSeq, a predicted model, not a curated record
ACACUCACACACCCGACUACAACAACAAGGCUGGCAGGCGAGCCGAGCUGGGAAGGAGAGAGUAGACGACGGUACCACAAGAGUAAGCAGGUAUGAGAAGAAAGCUGUUCUGAAGGCGGCGGCUUGCUUCAAGUCGUUAAGUUAACCGUCUCUUAAAUUUGUUGUCACCGCGGUUAAAGGUUCGCAAGUCCAACCGAGUUUUCUAGCAAGCAACAGCGAAGCUAACACGUUAGCCAACAAGCUAACACUGUUACCCUGGUUUCAUAAAGGAAAUCCAAGAACUAUCACCAAAGAAGAAUUCCCAUCAAUAUCGUUGGAAAGCACCAACUUCCCCCGCAGACGAGGCAGAUGUUGUAAAAGGGGAACAGCAGGGAGAGUAUUAGGUGUGUUUUUACUGAGUCCAGAAUGGAGAGGAUUUGAGGUAACUUUCUCCUCAGGUCAGUCCUGAGCUCAGGUUCUUCAGAGCCCACCCUGCUAGUAAUAUGAGCCAUGGACUCUUGGGCAGUUGAGAGUCCUGUAACCCUGGUCAUUAAGGCCCCCAACCAGAAGUAUGAAGACCAGACCAUUAACUGCUUCCUCAACUGGACUGUAGAGAGGCUGAAGAGUCACAUCUCCAACGUAUACCCCAGCAAGCCGCUGUCCAAAGACCAGCGGCUGGUGUAUUCAGGAAGGCUCCUUCAAGACCACCUACAGCUCAGAGAUGUGCUUAGAAAGCAGGAUGAAUACCACAUGAUGCAUUUAGUGUGUACCUCUCACAGUCCUCCAGCCUCGCCCGUGCCUCGGAGCCCUUCCACAGCUAACUCUUCUGCUUCUGACCCCAGUAGUUCACAAGCCGCGGCCUCGGCCUCCCCCGCCACCACACCAAGUCAGGACAGCCUGCCAGCUCCCUCUUCCUCUUCUGUCCCAGGAAGUUAUGAUGGCCUGAGGUAUCGCAGCGGCUUCGCCCAGUACAACCCCCAGGGCCCCGCUGGUGUCCCUCAGUGGCCAGAUGGAGCCCAGGUCCCUUUACAAGGCGACCUCCCUGCCAACAUGCCCCCCCACCCCAUGUACAUGCCCAUGCAGAUGCUGUGGUGGCAGCAGAUGUAUGCACGUCACUACUACAUGCAAUAUCAAGCAGCAGUAGCUGCCUCUCAGCCUCCCAACACCCCCCCUCCUUCCUCUCCCUCCUCCUCGCCCCAUCAACCCGCCCAGCCCAACGAAGCCGUGCAGCCCCCUCUGGGGCCCAACCCAGCUGCCAACCCUUUACCUGAGAACCAGCCGGCCAACCCCAACAUCCAGAUGAAUGCGCAGGGCGGGGCAGUGAUGAACGACGACGAGCUAAACCGUGAUUGGCUAGACUGGUUGUACACUGUGUCUCGCGCCGGCGUCCUGCUUAGCAUCGUUUACUUCUACUCCUCUUUUAGCCGCUUUGUCAUGGUGAUCGGCGCUAUGCUGCUGGUCUACCUGCACCAGGCCGGUUGGUUUCCCUUCAGGCCAGAGCAGCAGAACCUCAGAGGAGGAGAACAGGCCAGGCCUCCUCAGGAGGAAGCAGAGAGACAUCAAGACAUACAGGAAAUGGAACGUCUGAUGGAUGAGGGGCUGGAGGAGGACGACAGCGGUGAGGAAGGAGGUGGAGGCCCUGAGGACCCGGCCCAGGCUGCUGCCGCUGCUCUCCCAGAAUCGAGCUUCCUGACCACCGCAUGGUCCUUCAUCAGCACCUUCUUUACCUCGCUCAUCCCAGAGGGACGGCCCCAACCGGCCAACUAGGCAGACACUACCCCCUCUGCCCCUACUCUCACACACCCCUCUUCCUUCUGCCAGCAGGUACCACUCUACAGAAGUAUCACAACUCCCACUUUCGUCUUUACUGUCUCCCGCCCCCCGGUUCAAAUACCCUUUUAUCCCAGUACAACCCCUGCCAGUCGGCUGCAACCUCGACCGAUAUUUAAAACAGGCUCGUCUGAAGUUUAAGAGCCAAUACAUUGUGAGUUCUGCAGAAGGGCAUGAUAAUAAACGAACAUGUAGAAAAUAAAUCUCGUGUUGUGUUAAUGGAGUAAAUGCUUCUUCAGCAGUGAAAGUAAUUUUUUUUUUUUCCUCAUCAAUCGUGUAUUCGUUGAGGCGUGUCGAUGGCGAGAGACCUUGAAGGGAGCUGUCUUCCAUUUUGAGCAGUGGUAAAUACAUGCUUUUGAAACUUCUAAAUCACGGAUGUGACCCAAAAAUAAAUAUUAUGGAAUCUCCUUAGAUUAAGAGGGAGAUGUGUCGUUAACCACCCAUGAAAACCACAUCCCUAGAGACAUUUUCAUGUAUGCACGCGAUGUGCAUAAAGACAUUGCAGCUACUGAAGCACAUUGUUCUCCCACUUUGUGUAUUUGAACAUUAUUUACUCAUGUAAUUAUAUGCAUCUUUAAUUUCUGAAUAUAUGCUUUUUGAAUAAAAAUCUUGCUGCGGUU